Molecule: messenger RNA, 1428 nt
Organism: Chroicocephalus ridibundus (black-headed gull)
Lineage: Eukaryota; Metazoa; Chordata; Aves; Charadriiformes; Laridae
Gene: HAX1
Product: HCLS1 associated protein X-1
Exons: 8
Coding region: 140-1243 (367 amino acids)
Biological process (GO): regulation of actin filament polymerization; negative regulation of apoptotic process
Cellular component (GO): sarcoplasmic reticulum; mitochondrion; clathrin-coated vesicle
Source: RefSeq, a predicted model, not a curated record
UUCCUCUUCCUGGAGGAGGAAAGGAUCCCAGCACAGGGUCCCCGUCACGGUCCUCUGCCCCGGCCCUUCUCCACCAGCCCCGGGGGGGGGGAGGGCGGGACGCCCGGGGACAUGGAGGGGACGGGCCUGGGGCCGGUGGAUGGAGGGCCCGGAGCCCGGCGGCGGCCUGGCGGCCCGGUGGCAGCAGGGAGCGGGAGGCCCCAGGGCUGCCCCGGAGUGUGAGGGGCACGAGGGUGGGGGGGCCGAGGCGGGGGCGGCGGCGGGACGAGGACCGGGACCGGGACGGGCCCCGCGGAUCCGCCUCCCUUCCAGGCCGCGGCGCCUCGCGACACCCGGCGGCGCUUUACGGCCGUCGCGCGGCUCCCGGCGCUUUACGGCAGCGCGACCUGGGCGCGGCGGGCGGAGCGCGAUGAGCUUCUACGACGCGUUCCGCGGCUUCUUCGGGUUCCCGGGGCGGCGCAGGCCCCGGGACCCGCUCUUCGGCAGCUCGGCGUGGGACGAGGAGGAGGAGGAGGACGACGACGACGGCCCGGCCCUGGCGCAGCCCCCCCAGGACUUCUUCGGCUUCGGCUUCGGUCCCGGCGGGUCCCGCGGUGCCUUCGAGGAGCUGUUCCGGGACGUGGGCGAGCUUCUAGGCGUCUUCGGGGGGACUUGGGCCGGGCCCCCGCAGACCUUCGAGCCCGCCCUGCCCGGCCCCGGCGAGGGGCGGCCCCUGCGGGACUCCAUGCUGAAGCACCCAGACAGCCCCGCUCCCAGCGUGGCCCCAGAAGGCACCGGUGACCCGGCCCGGCCCUGGAGACCCUUCCCGGGGCUGGAAGACGCUCACCCGGCGCCUCCAGACCUCAAGGAAGACCAAGACCUGGACUCCCAAGUCUCCUCUGCAGGGUUGGGGACCAUCCUGAGACCCCAUGAGCCCAAGUCCCACUCUUACUUCCAGAGCGUCUCUGUCACCAAAGUGACUCUCCCUGACGGGGCGGUGGAGGAGCGCCGGACCGUGCAGGACAGCCAGGGCCGCCGGGAGACAACGGUGACCCGCCGGAGGGGGGACCAGGCCUUCAUCACCACCACCAAGGAGGACGGGCAGAGCAAGGACUACCGGGAGGAGGUGGUCAACAUGGAUGACCGGGAGCUGGCGCAGUUCGCGGGCACGUGGCCACGGCAAGAUGAGCUCCGCGCUCCCAACCUGAGCGACCCCUCAUCCGCGCUGGGCAGCUUCUUCCGACGCUGGUUCUCAAGCUGGUAGCUGUGCCCCCUCCCUGACUGAGCGCCCCGUAUGUGUGAUAGAUGGGUCAGAUCCUGCUGGGAGCUGGUGCCCACGCUGGGGGCUGCCCACCUUCUGGGGCGCUGCGGAGCUGCGGGGAGCCCCAUGGGGCUGAGUGUGUGUGUGUGCAUGUGUACAGAGCAAUAAAAAUCUAUUUAUGCUAACGG